UAACAUAAUGUCCAACAAAUAGAUAUUAUAUUAUUCCCAAAUCACAUAGGCCACUGACCAUAGACAAGUAUAGUAUAUUAUUAUUAUGCCUCAAACGGGAAUGUUGUUAUCAAGUCUAUGUGUAUUCGUCCAACAAUAUUUCAACUUCUAUUAUCAAUAUUUAUUAUCAUAACAGUAAUAUUUUGAUUAUGAGAAAUUUUAGUUUACACAAAAGUCAAAACGCUUAUUAAAACGCAUAAAUAAGUUUUAAUUUAUUAAUUAAUAACAUCCUACUCUUGGUAUUAAAUACCCACAGCUCCUAUAUUGGAUGAAAAUCGAAGUAUAAGAAAAUCUAUACUUAGUCAAGUAUAUCGAAUUUGACUCACUCAAUGAUUUUUCGUCAAAUACAAUGCCAAGUAGUGUGAAUUCAUUCCGUUCAACAUCGUCUUUGACAUAUCUGCCUACACCCGUAACUCAAAGAACAUGUAUGACAGCAGCAGUAAAACGAUAUCGUUAUUUGCGGAAGUUGUUGAAUUUUGAACAAAUGGACUUUGAGUUUGCACUAUGGCAAAUGACAUUUUUGUUUAUCAACCCACAAAAAGUGUAUCGAAAUUUUCAGCAUAGAAAAGAAACCAAAUCGCAAUUUGCUCGAGAUGAUCCUGCAUUUCUCGUACUACUGGGCGGAUUACUCUGUGUUUCAUCUAUAGCAUUCACGUUUGUGUUAAAACUUGGCAUUGCUGCGUUUUUUAAAUUCUUAUUGUAUAUUGUUGCUGUUGAUUGUCUAUUAUGUGGUAUAUGCAUAAGUACAUUAUUAUGGUUGGUUACGAAUAAAUACUUGAUUAAGUCAAACUACAAAGGACAAGACGUCGAAUGGGCUUAUGCGUUUGACGUGCACUUGAAUGCAUUUGUUCCUAUGUUAGUCAUAUCGCAUAUUUUUCAAUUAUUUUUCUAUCAUAUAUUUCUGAGACAUGAUUGGUUUCUUCCAAUUUUCAUCGGAAAUACAUUAUGGGUCAUAGCGCUUGGAUAUUAUCUCUACAUUACCUUCCUAGGAUAUAGCUGUUUACCAAUUAUACAAGGAACACAAGUACUGUUGGCGCCAUUUGUUUUACUAUUUUUAUUAUAUAUUGUGUCAUUAGCUGCAAGCUUUAACAUGUGUCAAUUGGUCAUGGAUUUUUACCACUACAGAGUGCUAUGAAUACAAAAUAUGCAUAUAAUGUAUGUGUGUGUGUGUUAAUCUUAUGUUGAGAUUAUUUUUGUAUGUAUAUAAUAAGUCAAUCUAUUUUUAUAACCAUCAGUUAAAUAUUGAUAUUAGUUUAUGAUCAUAUUAUACUUUUGUACAAAUAAAAAAAAACAACACUAUCUGUUUAUAAAGCUUAUA
Messenger RNA from Adelges cooleyi (spruce gall adelgid), 1357 nucleotides. RefSeq names its product protein unc-50 homolog A (gene Unc50). The record is from RefSeq and is a predicted model, not a curated record. Bases 389 to 1174 code for a protein of 261 amino acids. NCBI's taxonomy places the organism in Eukaryota, Metazoa, Arthropoda, Insecta, Hemiptera, Adelgidae. The transcript is spliced from 7 exons. Gene Ontology annotation, cellular component: Golgi membrane.